UCCACGACCAAACCAUCCAGCUCAGAGAACAAAACUCCACCAAAAUCAUCCACCUGAGCUACAAAUCUUCUUCACCAUUUCAAUAACUUUAAAUAUAUAUGAAAAGGGAAAUAGUAGUUUGUAAAUUACCAGAUUUCCUAUAUAAGUUUACAAUCAACAACCAUUUCGGAUCCCGUAAAUUUACCAUCAAAAAUAUAAAUAAAAUGCACACAAAUAAUCAACAAUGGAUUAUCAAGGACUAGUAAGUCAUUAAGUUAAUGUGAUAUUAACGAAAACUGUACGAAUAAACCUUAGAAAAAAUUGCAUUGCUGAAAAUAAAACUCAGUUUCGUAAAUAAUAACAAUUAUUAUCAGUUGAGAGUAGGAUAUUAAAUCUGCCAGGAGCCCUUACAGAUUUACUGUCGGUCUUAAGCCCGGGUGAGAUGGGAGAAUUAGGUGUAGGGUUACCAACCCCAUAUUGUAAAAAUAAUAUUUACGAAGACAACGUCACCCAAUAAAAAAUCAUUUGAACCAUUUGGCCUCUGCCCUGACAGCUGAAAGAUCUUCAUACUGAAAAGUUAUGACGCAUCGUGGUGAAAGCCAAGAUCCUUCAGAAGCCAAAACGCUACUAUCUCUUCUGACAACCAGUGUAAUAAAUGUAGGUACAUGGAAUGACCGGACAAUGUGGAAGACUGGUAGGCUAACUGAUACAGCCACAACAAUGAGAAGACAUAAACUUGAACUGCUUGGAGUAAGUGGAACUUAUUGGAAACAAUCUUGGCAAAAGAUAAACUUUAAGAGAGCUGUUAUUGUAUUCUGGUCACGUAGAAAAUUCCACACACGCAAGGAGUUGCAUUUAUGCUGUCCAAAGAAGCACAGUGAAUGUUAUCUAGUGUUAUGUACCAAUCAUUGAUAACAGCGAAAAGCGAUAAAGGUCAGUCUAUUCUAGACAAAUGUCCAGAAAAACACCUGACCAUUUUGAUUGAAACUGAAACUUAAGAAGCACUGGACAAUUAGACAAGUAUCACUACGGAGUUUAGUACACAGUUUUUUCGAGAUGACAAGUUAGGCGAGUUCAAUGAGGAUAUCAGCAAUAAGUUCUAAGCCUUACAAGUUCACUAGGAGAAGAGGAAGUCGCCAAAAGGCAGGCUUCCACUCGAGAACAACUAUAUUUUCUCCAUGAGUGUCUUCGCCAACAUGUUCUACCAACAAGUGUAAGAUAUAGACCUCCAAUCAACUGCUCGUUAGGAUGGAGAACUGCCGAACAAAGUGGAAGAAAAAUGGUACACCUAAUGAUAAUGGAUGCACACUACAGGAUCUGCAAAUACCAACACGUCAUAGAAGACCAAAAGAUAAAGCUACAAAGGAUGCUCACAUCAAAACAUUUGGAAAUCCUGACAACAGCCAUCGAGAUAUCAUGCAAACGACACAGAGAACAAAGAAGAAACACCUUAAAGAAAAAACUAAUCAAGAUCUCAAAACCACCCAGGGAAGAAAACACAAACAACUGCGUGAUCAAUCUGUCAAAACAACCACUAACAAAUACGGAAGAACACCUGCUCCAAAAAGGAUUAAACUACAAUACAAGCGACGCUUCAAAGCUGCAGUUCUUCGCAGCACUAGAGUCAUCACCCAAAACUUCCGGAAUCAGUGAAGAAACACAACAGGAAAUAAGGCAAACUAUAGUACCGAUAACUCAACAGGUGAAAGAAAACAACCAACUGACUCCACGAGAACAAAAGGCCUUGAAAGAAUUCAGAAAUAGAAAAGAUAUUAUCAUAAUACCAGCGGACAAGGGACGCACCACAGUAAUCAUGGACAAAAAAGAAUACAUCAAGAAAGCCGAAGAACUACUCGGAGAUAAGAGCACAUACAAACUGAUGGACACAAAUCCCGUCAAAAAAUUAGACAAUCAAAUCUCAAAGACUUUAAACAAGCUAAUCAAAGCAGGAGAAAUAACAAAACAAGACCAAUGGAGAAUGAAAUCCAGUGGACCAGUACUCUCUCGAUUCUACGGUAGACCCAAAAUACACAAACCAAACAUUCCACUACGUCCAAUAGUAGCACUCCCCGGAACGCCAACAUACAAUUUGUCAAAAGAAAUUUCACGAAUACUGAGACAUCUAGUAGAUUCAGCCAAACACUCCAUCAAAUCCCCAACACAAUUCCUGGACCAAAUUAAGGAUAUUCAAAUCAACAACGACGAACUCAUGAUAUCCUUCGACGUAACAGCACUGUUCACCUCAACUGAACCACAGCUAGCAAAAGAAACUAUAUCCCUGCUACUCAAAAACGACACAAAUCUCACCAAAUACACGACGCUUCAAAUUAAAAGUCUACUGGAACUCAUCGAUUUAUGCCUAACAACAUAUUUUCAAUUCAACAACAAAAUCUACGAACAAACAAAAGGGACACCAAUGGGAUCACCAAUAUCAGGACUGAUCGCAGAAGCAGUGAUGCAAAGACUAGAAGCCACGAUAUUACCAGUGAUCAAGCCCAAAAUUUGGAUUCGCUACGUAGACGACACCUUUGUCAUCGUCAAAAAGGAUGAACUGGAAAACACAUACAAAUUGAUCAACAACGUCUUCAAUGACAUCAAGUUCACAAUGGAACAGGAGUCAAACAACCAACUAGCAUUUUUGGAUAUAUUGAUCACUAGAACUGAUACAGGAAAACUGGAAACUCAAGUAUAUAGGAAACCAACCCAUACAGAUCAAAUUCUCAACUACAACAGCAACAACCCAAGGGCUCACAAAAUCAACUGCGUACACACAUUGUUCAAGAGGGCGAGAACACACUGCAGCACACUGGCAGCACGAAAAAAUGAGGAGAAAUACCUGAAGGACAUAUUUCAAAAGAACGGCUACCCAAUCAACUUCAUCAAAAAGCACCAACGGCACACAGCAUCAGAACCCAAAUCAAGCACAAAAAUCAGUAAAAGGAUCACCCUACCGUACAUACAAGGAAUAUCAGUCAGUCAGUAACAACGUAGA
This is a messenger RNA of Schistosoma bovis, 2971 nucleotides long. The record is from the annotation of a GenBank genome assembly. NCBI's taxonomy places the organism in Eukaryota, Metazoa, Platyhelminthes, Trematoda, Strigeidida, Schistosomatidae.